Trichobilharzia szidati is the source of this 3666-nucleotide messenger RNA. NCBI's taxonomy places the organism in Eukaryota, Metazoa, Platyhelminthes, Trematoda, Strigeidida, Schistosomatidae. The record is from the annotation of a GenBank genome assembly.
AUGGAUGUCUAUGGUCGGGUAUACAGGAUUGUUGAACCAAAACGUCAAAGACUUCAACAGGCUGAAGAAGUAUUACGUGAGAAACAAGCACAAUUAGCAGCUGCCCAGGCUAAACUUGAUGAAGUCAAUGCUGAAAUGCGUCGACUACAGCAAGAGUAUAAUGAAAAGAUGGAACAAAAAGAAGAACUACGCAGAAAAGCUGAGCAUACAGAGAAAAUGUUAGACAGAGCAAGUAAAUUAGUCAGUGGGUUAGCUGGUGAAAAGAUAAGAUGGGAAGAAAGUGUUGCUGACCUGUUACAACGUAUUGAAUUACUACCUGGGGAUUGUUUAUUGUCUGCAGCUUUCUUAUCUUAUAUGGGUCCAUUUUUAAGUGAAUAUCGUGAGAAAUUAGUGAAAAAUUGGUUAGGAUUAAUUAGAAGUGAAAAUGUACCCGUUACAGAUCGAUUCAUUUUCACAGACUUUUUAGCUGAUCCAACUCAAGUCAGAGAAUGGAAUAUACAAGGUUUACCACGUGAUAAUUUCUCAGUUGAAAAUGGUGUCAUUGUAACCCGUGGUAGCAGAUGGCCAUUGAUGGUCGAUCCACAGAAUCAAGCAUUGAAAUGGAUCAAAUCAAUGGAAGGAAAAGACUUGAAAGUUAUCGAUUUACAAACACCAGAUUAUAUGCGUACACUAGAACUUGCAGUAUUAUAUGGUCAACCAGUAGUACUUCAAAAUGUUCAUGAACAAUUAGAUCAAGCUCUUGAUCCUAUAUUGACAAAAUCUUUGAUUAAAGUUGGUGGUACAUUGAUUAUGAAAUUAGGAGAUAAAGAAAUUGAAUAUAAUGAUAAAUUUAGGUUUUAUAUUACCACGAAAUUGCCCAAUCCACAUUAUACACCAGAAAUCUGUUCAAAAGCUUUAAUUGUAAAUUUUGCUGUAAAACAACAAGGAUUAGAAGCUCAACUACUCGGUAUUGUAGUACGUAAAGAACGUCCUGAAUUAGAAGAACAAAAAGAUAAUUUAGUUAUGGGAAUUGCUGCAGGUAAACGUAAACUCACAGAAUUAGAGGAUGAAAUUCUACGAUUAUUAAAUGAAGCUCAAGGUUCAUUGUUAGACGAUGAACAACUUGUUAAUACACUGCAAACAUCAAAAACUACUUCAUCUGAAGUAACUGAACAAUUACGCAUAGCUGAAAAAACAGAAGUACAAAUUGAUAAAGCUCGUGAAGGUUAUCGUCCUUGUGCUGAACGUUCAUCAAUCUUAUUCUUUGUAUUAAAUGAUAUGAGUCGUAUAGACCCGAUGUAUCAAUUUUCCUUAGAAGCUUAUAUUGAUUUAUUCACUUUAAGUAUUGAUAAAAGUCCUAAAUCAGCAAAAUUAGAUGAUCGUAUAUUACACUUGAAUGAUUAUCACACUUAUGCUGUAUAUCGUUAUACUUGUCGUGGUUUAUUUGAACGGCAUAAAUUAUUAUUUUCAUUUCAUAUUUGUUUACAAAUAUUAGAAGCAGCUGGUAAAGUGAAUCAAGAUGAGUAUAAUUUCUUUUUACGUGGUGGGGUUGUAUUAGAUCGUGAAAAUCAAUUUGAUAAUCCCUGUACAUCAUGGUUAACUGAACAAUGUUGGGAUAAUAUUACAGAAUUAGAUAAAUUAGCUAGUUUCCAUGGUAUUGUUACAUCAUUUGAACAAUAUUCAAGAGAUUGGAAUUUAUGGUAUACAGCAGCUGAACCAGAGAAUAGUCCAUUACCAGGAGAAUGGGAUAAUACCUUGAAUGAAUUUCAACGUAUGCUUAUUGUACGUUCACUGAGACCAGAUCGUUUAUCAUUUUGUGCAACAAGUUUUAUUGUGAAUAAUUUAGGCAGUCGAUUUGUUGAACCACCAGUAUUAGAUAUGAAACAAGUAGUUGAUGAUAGUUCUACAAGAACACCGCUAAUAUUUGUCCUGUCACCGGGUGUAGAUCCUACGGCUGGACUUUUACAAUUAGCUGAUAAUUGUGGAAUGGUUAAGAAAUUUCAUGCUUUAUCCUUGGGUCAAGGUCAAUCACCAAUAGCAACAAGAUUAAUUAAAGAAGGUAUCAAAGAAGGCAAUUGGGUAUUUUUGGCUAAUUGUCAUCUAUCAUUAUCAUGGAUGCCUGCAUUAGAUAAGAUUGUUGAACAAUUAGCUAUAGAAGAACCACAUUCUGAUUUUCGUUUAUGGCUUUCAUCAAGUCCAAGUCCAGCAUUUCCUAUUUCUAUUCUACAAGUUGGAAUAAAGAUGACUACUGAACCACCGAAAGGAUUACGUGCAAACAUGAAACGAUUGUAUCAUCUUGUAAAGGAGGAUCAAUUUUCUUCAUGUCAAAAACCAGAGAAAUAUAAAAAACUUCUCUUUGCAUUAUGCUAUUUUCAUUCUAUUCUACUAGAGCGUAGAAAAUUUUUAAUGCUUGGCUGGAAUAUCCCAUAUGAAUUUAAUGAUUCUGAUUUUGAAGUAUCUGAACAUUUGUUAACAAAUUAUUUAGAACAAUACGAUGAAACAGCAUGGGAUGCACUGCGUUAUUUAAUAGCAGAUAUUAAUUAUGGUGGUCAUGUAACAGAUGAUUGGGAUCGUCGAUUAUUAAAUACCUAUAUAGGUGAUUAUUUCAAAGAAGAAGUGUUGAAAGAACCAUUCUACAAGCUAUCAUCAUUACCACAUUAUUAUAUACCAAGAGAUGGUACGCUGAAUGCUUACAGAGAAUUUGUCUCUUUACUACCACAAAUUGAUCAUCCUGAAGCAUUUGGUCAACAUCCAAAUGCAGAUAUUACUUCACAAAUUCAAGAGACAAGAAUGCUGUUAGAUACACUGCUUUCAUUGCAACCACAGACAUCACAAGGUACUGGUGUUUCACGUGAAGAAAAAGUACUUGAAUUAAUUGAUAACCUUCAAAAGCAAUUACCUGAAGAUAUUGAUUAUGAAGGCACUGUGAAAAUAUUUGCAACAGAUCAUUCACCACUGGUAGUUGUUCUACUACAAGAAAUACAACGUUACAACCGUCUUCUUGGUUUAAUACGUAGUCAACUGUCAGAUUUAAACAAAGGUAUUCAAGGCUUGGUUGUUAUGUCCUCAGAAUUGGAGCAGAUAUUCACUUCAAUUUUUGAUGGACAUGUUCCAGAACAAUGGAGUAAGACAUAUUCUUCAAUGAAACCAUUAGGUUCAUGGUCUAGAGAUUUAGCCGCUCGAGUGGAAUUAUUCGCUAAAUGGGCGCGUACAGCACAUCAACCAAAAUUAUUCUGGAUUGGUGCAUUCACUUUUCCAACAGGUUUUCUUACAGCUGUUCUACAAACAGCAGCAAGAAAGAAUAAUGUUUCUGUAGAUAGUUUAAGCUGGGAAUUUACUGUACUAGCAACAAGUGAUGCAAAUGUAUUAGUUGCACCAAAAGACGGUGUUUAUAUUAGUAAUUUAUAUCUACAAGGUGCUGGAUGGGAUAGAAAAAAUUAUUGCCUAAUUGAAGCUGCACCAAUGCAAUUAGUUUGUCCAAUGCCUGGUGUACACUUUAAACCAGUUGAAAAUAAAAAGAAAUCACCUAAAAACAUAUACGUGGCUCCGUGUUACUAUUAUCCGAACCGAGCUGGUACAGCAGAUAAACCUUCAUUUAUGAUUGGAGUUGAACUGAAAACCGGUGAAAAACCACCAGAACAUUGGACGAAGAGAAGUACUGCACUCUUAAUGAAUCUAGAUGUUUAA